Drechmeria coniospora is the source of this 2142-nucleotide messenger RNA. RefSeq lists its product as uncharacterized. The record is from RefSeq and is a predicted model, not a curated record. Gene Ontology annotation, molecular function: protein binding. The transcript has 2 exons. Lineage: Eukaryota; Fungi; Ascomycota; Sordariomycetes; Hypocreales; Ophiocordycipitaceae. The coding region runs from base 1 to 2142 and encodes 713 amino acids.
AUGAGCUCCGUUGCCAUGCCGCGCAUUCGCCGUACGGCACAGAAUACCCAAUUCACCUUGCCGCACCGUAUCAACGAUGUCCAGACCUACCCAGUCCAGUCUCCUCAGGGCGCUACCAUUCUGAUCUAUGGUCACGAGAAUGGUGUCAGUUUGCUAUGGCGAGGCGGCCGGCGGCUGAAACCGCUCAAGAAGGACCCCCCCAAGGAGAAGGCAAACGGAGCAUCCGAAGAUGCGGUCAUGAUCAUCGAUUCCGACGACGACGAGCCGCCUGCGAAGUUGCAGUCGACACCGAAGUUCGAGGACAGACCGCAUUUCGAAGACGUUGCGGAGGAGACGCCGUACCCGGAAGUAAUCCAGACGCUUGACUUGACCUUGGGAACGGCCGUCUUGAACGUGGCCGUGAUGCCCAUGACGCCAUGCACCGCGCGGGAGGCGGCCGCAUCAGUCGCACCCAUUCUCGGCGAUAAGAUAGUCUUUGCCGUGUCAUGCGUCACGAGCGAUGUUUUCGUCAUCACACUGCCGCUGACACCGCCCUCUCCCGAAAGCAAGUUGCGACCGGAGCUGAGGGCUGACCUUUUAGCCGGGAGGGCCGGGUCCGGCGCUUGGGGCGAAUCACUUGUCCUCCUUGGCGGACAGACGAAACACAGUGAAGGAUUGGCGAUGAACCUGAUCAAGCCAAAGUCUUCCGAGCGGCAAGUCAAAUCCGCAAGAGCCGUCGUUGCUGCGUGCUCAAGACAAGCAUCCGGGGCACUGCUCCUAUGGGACGUUCCCCUGGAUCCGAAGGACAAACCCGACCGAGCGCUGGAGCCCUUUCAAACAGAGUUCUUGCCAAACCCACUUAUAAGCAUCUCCUUCAACCCGACACACACCACUCAGCUGUUGGCCGUCUCCUCACACCAAGCGACGAGAGUGUACGACUUCGCCACCUCGCCUCUGCCUGCCGAUCCCGAUGCCACGGGGCCGUUUCCGUCGCAGGGGUCAUGGCUCGUGUCAUUGUACCAACCGUUCGCUAGACCGUCGACAUCGAGGAAGCCGAUAUUGGAUGCCGUCUGGAUAGCACAUGGCCGUGCAAUAUUUGUGCUCCUGGCUGAUGGAAUGUGGGGCAUCUGGGACGUGGACGGCGCGAGCCCUUCCGCAUCUGUGGCAGCCAUGUCGAGCAAACUCAAGCCGGGCGUCCGGGGUGCUGCCCUCACCUCAUUCAGCGUGUCCGGUUACGUGGAGGGAACGAGCACGCUGCGUAGCGUCGCCACCCAACGAAAGGAGAGCCAGACGGGUGAAUUCGCGCCCAUGACGCCCCACGCCCGCCGCCAGGCGACGGCAUCCCUCAGCACCACGGCCACGGCCGAUCGCCUCUCAACCGUUCGUGGUGGUGCCCGGAUCACCGCUCUACCGUCCAACGGAAGGAUGCUACGAGACGAAAGCCUGGUGCUGUGGGUUGGUGGGCAAGAGCACGUUUGCAUCAUCCCCGCCGUUUCCCGGUUCUGGGACUCGCAGCUCCGGAAAGGAGCCGGCGGUGGUGUCAAUCUGUUUAGCGGUGCACAGCCUACGAAGAUGGUCAAGCUUCUGGAUCUGUCGACCGGAUUGCUCGGCGAACGAUGCUGCGGCGUGAGCCUCGUUGUGAGUUCCUUCAGCAGCGAUGAGCACCUCGAUCAGGACGGCGGACUUCCGGUAGAGGUCUUGAUACGGGGCGAAUCCCGCAUGGUGGUGCUCCGACAAGGGGAAGAUGGCCCUGGAAAGAAGAUUGGCACCGUUGUCGACAACCGACGGAAGCGGCUGUUUUCCAAGGUCGAAAGAUCCGACGCCAUCAUCGUUCAUGGGAACGGCGGCAAAACAGCGGGCAGCGUGCCGUACAAUCUCAGCACGUCGAAGCCCGGCACGCUGAGGCUGAGGCCCUUCUCGAACGGUCAGGAAGACCUAAGGGGGGGUUUGAAUGGGAGAGAAGAUCCCUCACAGCCGCCGUCGCAUCCGAGCCUCGGACUCGAGUUCAUGAACACACUCAACACGGCAGCCGAUAGUAGUGCCGACUUGUCGCGGGAUUUGGAAGUCGAGAUGCUAGACAUCAUGGGCAUUGACCAGGCGCUUGAGAGCAUGGAGGGCAGCAGGGGCAGUGGAAGGAAGAAGGUAUUUUUCGAACAAGACUGA